Messenger RNA from Hyalella azteca, 4764 nucleotides. RefSeq lists its product as uncharacterized. The record is from RefSeq and is a predicted model, not a curated record. The transcript has 12 exons. NCBI's taxonomy places the organism in Eukaryota, Metazoa, Arthropoda, Malacostraca, Amphipoda, Hyalellidae. Gene Ontology annotation, molecular function: GTPase activator activity. Gene Ontology annotation, cellular component: cytoplasm. Gene Ontology annotation, biological process: small GTPase-mediated signal transduction. The coding region runs from base 384 to 3389 and encodes 1001 amino acids.
UCGAGUAGUAGGUUGUGUUCAAUUGUUUGCUGUAUGUUGUAUGAAGCUCUAUCGCUGCUAACUGUCAUAAAAUAAAGCUAAUUAGCAAGCAUUAUGGUGUUGGUCUUUUUGUAGUAUUGAAAAAUUCAAUUAAUAAUGUGAAAACAAGCUUAUAUUCUCGGAGAUUUCAACGAGUGUCCGGUGGCGUUCCGUUUAGAAAGGAAGCCGAGGGAAGUUUUCCGUUAGUCGAGUUGGUUUCAAUCUUGCUCGUCGAUCACGUCGAAUUUCGUGGUUUUAUGUGCUAUGAAUGUUCAUCUUAUGAGAGGUGGAAAUAUAUUAAAGUUAAUUUUUCAAGCUUUCAUCUAUGUUAUAGACUCAUCGAGGUUCUGGAUAUCUGAGAGACGAUGCGCGGCCUAGCGGAGACCCAGCAGCAUCAGAGACCUUCACCGCCCCCCGCUGGGGGGGCUGCUCCUGUGGGGGGCGGUGGGGGGCACAAGACCCCCCCUCUCAGCGCUGCCCUCUCACAGGUGAGCCUGUCCCCCAGCGACGUGUCGGUGGGGGACACGUCGCUCUCCCACGCCUCCUCCAGCGCCUCCCUUGCCUCCCUCUCCCGCCCCCCCUCCGCCUCCCCCCACCCCCUCUCUGACAUCGCUGCUGCAGUGGGUGAGGUUGGGGAGGAUGACGUGGGGCUGCACAGCCCCACGUCAUCCAGAGGACUGACAUCCUUCUCAUCCCCCGACCUCAACAUGGCGGAACAGUCCGCACACUCCCCAUCUAGCGGGGAACAUUCAUAUUGUGGGGAAAAACAUUCCCCUUCUAUUGGAGAACAUUCCCCUUCUAUUGGAGAACAUUCCCCUUCUAUUGGAGAACAUUCCCCUUCUAUUGGAGAACAUUCCCCUUCUAUUGGAGAACAUUCCCCUUCUAUUGCAGCACAUUCCCCUUCCCGUAGUUUACAUUCAUUAAAGACUGAAAGUUCGGUGGGAUUUAAGUCCCCAUCAGCUGAAGACGUCGGGGUUUCACCAGCCGCUGGGGAUCACGUCGCCCCGCACCCCCAGCACAAGAGGAAGCUCAUCCAACUCCCCCAGGAUGAUGGGGAUGAGGAUGAACUGUCAUCCCUGCAGGACACUUCUGGGCACAGUGAGGCUUGUGCACGCCUGGAAGCGAGUGGUGGUGGGGGAAGCGAUGCAGAGGAGGAAUAUUUCGAGGAAUACCACCUCCCCAACACCCACGAGAACGCUUUUGUACGCCACCACAGCUUUAGGCGUAAGGUCGAACUUACGCCCAUAAACGCCCCUGACGCGGAGAAGAUCGAAGGUCUUGUACGCACCGGUGAAUACGAACGACACGGCAGCAUGAGACGAAAAAUUGUACCUAGUGUUGACUCGAGUCUCUACAAACUUGAUGAAGUUGAGUCCAAGUUAGAACUUGCUCAAGUUGAACCCAAGUUUGAAGUUACGCACGAACCUAAAGUUCACGAGUUCCGGAAAGAUUUCAGAGAGAUCGAGAAAUUAAUGAACGACGAGCAUGAUGAUGAAGAUGAUAAUGAAGAUGAUAAUUUGGAUAGUUUACCUGCGUAUGUGAACAAUGACACUCCUAGGCUACUAAUGCGUGGACAGAAUGCGUACACAUCGACGCCUAACGCAUACGCUAGCACAGCGGAGUACGCAAGUAUUGACUUGAGUGCGAGCUUACACUCUGGAAGUGUGAGAGAUCCAAGCGUGUCUGAAAACCUGGAGAGUUUAAGCAUCGAGCAAAGCACCAUGAAUAAAGUGCGUGACUGCAUGGAUUUCUCGAAAUGCAAGGACAUUUAUAACCUCAGUGGGAAACUACAGGAUAUUCUAACUCCAAUUGAGGUGGAGGAAGUUCUUAACAACUCUCACCGCUACCUCGACAUCAUAGACACCGGUGUUCUAGAGGCGUUGUUUACGAGCGUUAGUGAACAAAUGUCCCUCACUGGACAGCCUUUCUCCAUCAGUUUCAGCAGACAUGAGUCCGCGCUGAAGCCCAAGACUCCUGAGAAGGAACUCACGCCUGAACAAGUCCAGCUGCAGUACCAAAUAAAGCAGAAGCUCCUCAUGGAAGAACUCGCGCUAGAUUCCCUGCCCUACGUAGUUUCUAAUGGCCGGUUACUUGAGAAUCAACACCAUGAAGAUCUUGAUGAUGAAGACCAAAGUAUGAGUAACCAAGGCCAAAUCGACAACAUGGCUUCGGAAUCAAGUCCUAAAGACCAAGGGCUUUUUAAUACCUUGGACAAAGGCCGAAGUCAUGAAGACCCUACAGCAGAAGACGUCCAGCCCGUUGUUAUGAGGGAUCGAACAGAUUCUUUGGAUUCCGACUCGAGAUUCGGGACCAUCGAACGUCGGAAGUCGAUACGACUCAGCGCCGGUCGCGGUCAGGUGGUGGAGCUGGAGAGCGUGUUCGUGGAGAGCGACUUCGCCAACUCCAAGCUAAAGAAGAUAAGCGCCAAGAGCUUUGACCUGGGCACCAGCGGCUCCAUGGAGGAUGACAUGGACGACUCCAGCGCCCUCGACGAUACUGCUGACUCUACAUUACCCUCUGCCCUGUCUUCUGCCUUGCCCUCUGCCUUGCCCUCUGCCUUGCCCUCAACCUUGCCCUCGGGGCAUCCACUCGAAGAUGCUGAUGAGUUUAGUCCCGAAUAUAAAGGCAAUACUGAAUCAGGGUCUACUCACUCCACCAGUGCCCAGGAUGUGCCACUCCAUCACGCCCCUCCAUCGUCGUCACGUCACGCACGCUAUCCUUCAGACUUCGAAAGCAUCGUGCCGGCCGUGGCUCCACAGGGGGCGCCGCCCUUCGGUUCGGAGGACGGCCACUGGCGCACUGUCGUCAUCGGGGGCGUGUGGCGGAGGAUAGACAUGACGCUCAUAGCGCCCUACACCAAGGUGGUGCACAGCGGAGGGGAGCACGAGGGCCGGCCUGUGGUGGUGGUGAGCGCCUGCCACCUGCCGGAGCGCAACGCCCCUCACUACGACCUCAUAAUGGACAACCUCUUCUUACACCUGUUGUCCCGGCUGGAGCAACUGGUGGGGGAAGACUACCUGCUCGUGUACCUGGGGGGCGGGGGCAGUGGGGGGUCUCGGCGUAGCCCCAGCUUCGGGUGGCUGCGUACGGCCUACCAGACCAUAGACCGCCGCCUCAAAAAGACCCUCAGAGGGCUGCUGGUGGUCCAUCCCUCCCUGUGGGUGCGCACCAUCGUCGCCCUCACCCGCCCCUUCGUCAGUUCCAAGUUCUACCGGAAGCUGACGUUCGUGUACAGCCUGACGGAGCUCGCCCAGCUCAUACCUCUGCACCAGCUCAACAUUCCUGACGCUGUCAAGGAGGCAGACUUCCAGAUGAUGGCGCGAGCCAAGAGGCGCGGCGGCGGCGGCAGGAGGCCUCCGCCCGGAGUCUGAACCUGCGCCGAAAUUCGCGGUUCAAUGAAUGAAAAUUUCCGGUUCUCGGUGUGCCAAAUUACGGUUCAGUGCUUGAAAACAUUUUUACAGUGCAUGCAAAAAUAUAGGGGGUUUUGUGCAUUCAAAGUUACCGGUUCCCUGCUCGCCAAAUUUCGGAUCAGUGUCUAAAAAAAUUUCAGCGCUAGCGAAAUUUGAGUUCAAGGCAUGCAAAUGAUUGCUAAUUUUGUAGCCUUGGAUGGUGAGAGGCAGUAGGUAUGAAAGUUUGCCUCAUAAAUACGAUACUAUUUAAAUUUAGUGAAUGCGGCUAGGAAUUGUUGAGGACAACGAUUGUGAAAGCACGGGCCGCGUGAAGUAGUAAUAUGUUUGUGAAUAAAUCUUGUAAUAUAUAUAAGAUAACGUGAGACGUAAAUGAUGCAAUGGGAAAUGUGUAUAUUUUGUCUAACUUAGUACCGUAUUUGGAACACUUACCUUUGGAUGGCACGAGUAAUACGAUUGAUAUGAGUAAUACCUAGGUCACGCGUGACAUGAGCAACUGUAAACUGUAACUGUGCAAGUUUAGCAACUGUAGAUUGCCUGCUAAGAUAAAUCCAUAUAAAUCUUAUUUAAUAUCAAAAAGUGAUAUUGAACCGAGUCGUAAUGCCUGACGAUGAACACGGUAAAAUGAUCACACGAUAUUUGUCUUGUUUUUUGUAGUAAACUAAUGAUACGCGAAGGUCAGCUUUAAUUUAGUGUACUAAAGACGGUGCACAGGACGAGGCGUGUGUUUUGAGGAUGUGUGAACGUUCAUUUUAUGUGAUGCUGAAUAUUGUUUGUGUUUCCCCGCGACUUGUGGCUUGAUGGCAACAUUUUACAGUUAAGACGUAAUCUAGAAGAGAUGAAUUUAUUUAACGCAUUAUGUCCAUGCAAUCUAUCCAAGAUAUCGGGUAACUACGAUGAAACGUUGAUUUUGAAAAGCUUUUGAAUAUUUCUAAGUAGUUAAGCGUAUUUUGUGAUGUGCAUAUUAAAGCAAGCUAUUCGGAAAACUGAAUUAUAGAAUUAUAUACGUUCCCUGGAGCAUUGCUCGUACAUCCUUCAUUUAUAUUAUGUUGACAGUUUUUCUGGAGGUGAGGGAAGUGAUGGUGCUGCUAAUCCUGUACAUAGGAAAUCCAGAAAAGUAGUUCAUUUCAAGGAGUUAAAUAGUCUAUGGAAGUUCUUUAUAGGAAUUGCCAUGAGUCUGAUCAUUUUACGAAGUGAUAGUCGUGUAAUAUGGUAAAUCUCGGAAUAUUUUACCCCUACGCAAGUAUUUGUAUGGGAAUGUCAUCUUGAUGUGAUUUUCAACACUUUGUUGCCAGCUCACAAAGGAAUAAUUUAAUUAAUAAACUUUCCAUAGUAUGAA